Adineta steineri is the source of this 2529-nucleotide messenger RNA. The record is from the annotation of a GenBank genome assembly. NCBI's taxonomy places the organism in Eukaryota, Metazoa, Rotifera, Eurotatoria, Adinetida, Adinetidae.
AUGUCAUCUGAUGUUAUCCUUCGUAUGUCACCUACUAUGCGUCGAGGACGAAUUUAUCCAAGUAAAACUGUUUCCUAUUUUGGUUCAUGUUGGACAUAUAAAUCUUGGUAUGCAAUUGUCCUUGUUGUUAGUUUACUCUUAGUUUUAUCUGGAAUACAUAUUGGUUGGGAAUUUCCUAUACUUGUAACAAAUGGUCAUUAUUAUUUUCCAAUUCUAUUUGCUUUUGCACUUUUUCAUACAUUGUCGAAUUAUUUAUUUGCAUCAUUACAUGAUCCGGGUGUUGUUCCACGACCAAGUGCUGAUGAAGUUCUUCAAACAGAAAAAGAAAAUAAUGUUCAAACUGAUUUAAAUGGAAAUUAUUUUCCUUCAAUUCCGCCUCCAAGAACAAUACUUGUUCGAAAUUUUCCUUAUGCAUCAUCGUAUUGUUAUACAUGUCGUGUUUAUCGUUUACCACGUGUGUCACAUUGUUCAAUGUGUAAUGUAUGUAUUCAAAAUUUCGAUCAUCAUUGUCCAUGGAUUAAUAAUUGUGUUGGUUUAUUAAAUUAUCGUUAUUUUUGUAAUUUUAUUCUUUCAUGUUCAUUACUAUGUUUAAUAUCAUUUGCUGGUUGUGUCGUUGCUGCUUAUCUUCGAUGGGAUAAAUACAAAAAUGAGCCAGGACUAUAUCUCGCUUAUAAUAUUCCAAGUUUUUUUAUUGGUUUUCUUAGUAUAAUGCUUUUCUUUACGCUUCUAUCCUUCUGGUGCUAUCAUUGCGGUUUAGCAAUGAGUGGUGCGACGACAAGAGAGGAUAUUAAAUUUCAAAGACAUUCAAAAGAAAGUGGCAUUCCACAAGGUUCAAAAUGGAAGAAUUUAAUAGUUUCUUGGUGUGGACCGUUACAACCUUCAGUUGAUUGGAAUAAAUUAUAUGAUAAAGAUCAUUAUAAGAAUCAAGAAAUUAUCUAUAAACGUAUACGUCCAACAUUAUUAAGUAAUACGUUAGUUGUACCAUCACAAAAAAUUCGAGAACAUAUUCGAGAUUUGGCAGCAAAUGAUUAUUUUGCUUUAAAACAACAAAUUGAAGCAUUUCAUCGAACGAUGAAUAUAAAUACAUCCGAACAUCAAUCAUCAGUAAUUCAUACUGAAACUACUAAUCAUUUACAAUCAUAUACUAUCGAAAUCAAGAAUAUUGGAAAUAAUCAAAUUGAUGCUCGUUAUCUAUUAAUAGAAGCUGUUCAUCGAACGAAUGUGUUAACAUUUUGGGAUACAAUAUGGUCACGACAUGUAUCAUCAAUUGUUAUGCUUUAUGAUAUAACAGAAAAUGUAAAUUUAAUUUCAUAUUGGCCCGAUGAACAUAAUCCUUCAAUAAAAAUUGAUGAGACUUAUCAAAUAAAUUUUAUUGGAAAAAUGAAACGAUUAGAUAUUGAAACAAUUCAAUUCAAAAUCGAAAAAAUUAGUGAAAAUGCAACUCGUAUUAUUGAACAUUUUCAAAUUAAAGGUUGGAAUGAAACUGAAUUUAAAAUUGAUCCAAUAACAUUAUUACGUCUUCAAUAUACAGUUAGUCAAAAAGAUAAAGAAGAAGAACUUCAUAAUGUUAAUCAAGGUAUUAUUGCAAUACAUUCACUUAAUGUUAAUACACGAGCUAUUGCUUAUAUGACAAUCGAUAUUAAUCGACGUUUAUUAAUUUGGUAUGGUUUUAUAAAUAUAUUAAAUACAAUAACACAAUUAAAUCAACAAUUACCAAUAUGUCUAAUGAAUGAAGUAUGGUUACAUAGGCAUAUGUUAAUUGUUAUUUAUACAACAAUUUUAUAUCUUUCAACUUGGAAUUAUUCAACUGAAACAACAACAUUACAAGCAUUAGAUCAUCAAAUAAAAAGUUUACUACGAAAUCGAUUUGCACAAUUUUAUCAUAAUCCAUUAUUGGAUCAAUUCCACACUUUUAUUAAUAAUAGUUUGAAAGAACUUGAUGCUAUUAUUCCAUCAAGAAAUCCUUAUUUGCCAGUUAUUAUUGAUCAUAAUAUAAUUUAUUUUAUUGAUAGUUAUAUUCAUUCAAAUGUAUUUAUAUUAACAAUUGGUCAAAAUUCUGAUAGUAUAUUAAAAAUUAUGUUAACAUAUAAAAUUCAACAUUGUUUUUUAUUUCAACAAAAUAGUCAUCAAAAUGUUGAUUUAAUCGAUAAACAACAAUUAAAAUUUGAUAGUAAUUAUCUUGCAAAUGAUUUUCGACGUUAUUUUAAUACUGAUAUUUCUAUUUAUCAACCGAGUAAUUCUAUUCGAAAUAUUCCAUUAUAUAAACUUUCUCAAUAUAUUGCAAAUUUUGAUCAAAAUAAUUAUAUACCAAUAUUAAUUUGUAUUGAUGAUAUUCGAGAAGGUGCUAUUGUUUGUCUUAUUGCGAAUUUAAUGGAACAAUUAAUGAUUGAUAAUGUAGCAGAUGUUUUUCAUCAAGCAAGAAAAAUUGCAUAUUCAUGUUCGGCUUUUCAAUCCGAAGAUGAAUAUAAAAAUAUGUACGAAUGGAUCGGACGAUGGACAUCAAAUGAUCUUAAUAAUGAAUUAAAUUAA